This is a messenger RNA of Phytophthora sojae, 783 nucleotides long. RefSeq lists its product as hypothetical. The record is from RefSeq and is a predicted model, not a curated record. Gene Ontology annotation, molecular function: oxidoreductase activity. Lineage: Eukaryota; Oomycota; Peronosporomycetes; Peronosporales; Peronosporaceae. Bases 1 to 783 code for a protein of 260 amino acids. The transcript has 2 exons.
AUGAGCGGUUUCGUCCCGACCAAGGUCCUCCCCAGCGGACACCGUAUCCCAGCCGUUGCGCUCGGCGUGUUACAGAGCAAGCCUGGCGCCGAGGUUUACAAUGCCGUGCUGGCUGCGCUCAAGCUUGGCUACAGGCACAUCGAUACUGCCGAUGCUUAUGAGAACGAAGUUGACGUCGGCAGGGCCGUCCAUGACUCAGGCAUCCCGCGCGAGGAAGUCUUCGCCACCACCAAGUUCUACGAUAUGUCGUGGGCCCCUUGGUCGACGACUACUGCGAAGCCGUGGAACUACCAGGAGGUCAUCGAUGCAGCACUCGAGGACAUGCAGGCCAAGGGCGUCGUGCGCGACAUCGGAGUCUCCAACUUUGGCGAGCAGCACCUGACCAAGCUGGCGAAGACGUGGCGCGUCAAGCCCGCCGUGAACCAAGUCGAACUACAUCCGUGGCUCGCUCGCGCCGACACGGUCAAGUUCUGCCAGGACCAGAGCAUCGUCAUGGAAGCCUAUUCGCCUCUCUCGCGCGCUGAGAAGAUGAACGACCCCGCGCUACUGCAGAUCGCGAGCGAGCUGGACGCCACGCCCGCGCAGGCGCUGGUCGCGUGGAGUCUCGCCAAGGGAUUCGUCCCGCUGCCCAAGUCGGUCACAGAGUCGCGUAUCAAGACGAAUCUGGAGGCCGCGAAGCUGCAGCUAUCGGCCGAGCAGAUCGCGAAGCUGGACGCCCUGAACUCGAACUUCAUCACGGGAUGGGACCCGAUCCACGAGGUGUAUGGCCUGCCGCACAACUAG